Molecule: messenger RNA, 848 nt
Organism: Raphanus sativus (radish)
Lineage: Eukaryota; Viridiplantae; Streptophyta; Magnoliopsida; Brassicales; Brassicaceae
Exons: 5
Coding region: 109-603 (164 amino acids)
Biological process (GO): mitochondrion organization
Cellular component (GO): mitochondrion; nucleus
Source: RefSeq, a predicted model, not a curated record
ACCUCCGGUUCUUUAGGCUUGGGGGUCACGCAUAAGACACUUAUAAAACCAAAGCCCUCGUAUCCAAAAUAAAAGGCAUAUCAUUCGAUCAGAUAUUCAGAUUCGAGAAUGGGUCGCCGCGGAUACGGUGGUGGAGGACGCAGAUCAUACUCAACUCGGCCUAAAGUUCGAUCUACAUCAUUUUUUCAUAAGAAAGCUAAGCCUGCCAAAGAUGAGAAAGAUGAAAAAGCGCCUCCUCCUGCUAAAGUUUCCCCUAAAGUUGAGACGGUUCAUUGUGAAUCUAGUCGCGGAAGUUUUUUUUCAUCCAUAGCUGAUGGGUUUAAUUGGGGAGCUGGAAAUGCGAUGGGACACAGAUUCGUUGAAUCCAUUUUUGGUCCUAGAACCAUUAAAACAGAAGUUGUUUUACCAGAGAGAGUUGAAGUAGCUGCUGUCUCUGCCAUUGAUGAUAACGAUAAAUACAAGGACUACAAUGAAUCAUGUAGCAUAAGCUAUAAUGCAUUUCAAGAAUGCUUGAACGUGGAAGGGAAUAAACUAAGCAAAUGUCACGUAUUCAUGGAUUCGCUCUUCGAGUGCAGGAAGAACUCUAGUUCCUUCAACUUCUAAGUUGGGAUUUUAUAAUUCUCUUUUUCUUUCUUAGUUAGUGUUUUCCAAUAAAUUAAGAUUUAAAAACUUCGUUGAUUAAAUCGUUUAUCAUGUGGUUGUGUUUCUUGGUUAAUUUGACCAACCAAGUGUAUGAAUUAUCGUAUGUCUUGGAUAAAAUAAAGUCUUUUAGUUUUGUGUUUUGCUAGAAUUGAGGAUUGAUUUUGGUUUCAUUAUUUAACCUGAAAACAAUUUAUUCAGAAAUGGAC